AUUUUCAUCUCUGUGCCUGCUUCUUCGCAGUUACAACCUCCAACCUUCUCUUUCGUUCGAUAUUCAAGCCGGCGGAGGCUGAGUGCUAUUACCGGUGGCGAUGUAUCUCCGGCCGUCAUCUCGAACUGAGGUGAGGAAGAAGGGGUACAAAACUGGGGUGGACGUUGAAGAUGCGAGGAGAAGGAGGGAGGACAAUUUGGUCGAGAUUAGGAAGAACAAGAGAGAGGAUAAUCUCCUGAAGAAGAGAAGGGAAGCGCUCCUCAAAACGGGCCAGGAGCUCAAUCCUGCCUCCCAUGGCCUCCCUGCGAUGGACAAGAAGUUGGAAAACAUUCCUGCACUGAUUCAACAAAUAUGGGCGGUAGAUACUAACAUGCAAUUGGAAGCUACAACCCAGUUCCGGAAGCUUUUAUCAAUUGAGAGGUGUCCACCUAUUGAAGAGGUUAUCAAGGCAGGUGUUGUUCCCCGGUUAGUGGAAUUUCUCUCAAGAUCAGAUCUUCCACAAUUGCAGUUUGAAGCCGCAUGGACUUUAACCAAUGUGGCUUCUGGGACUUCAGAGCAUACAAGAGUUGUCAUUGAUCAUGGAGCUGUUCCGAAAUUUGUGCUACUUAUGAGUUCUCCAAGUGAUGAUGUUCGGGAACAGGCUGUAUGGGCAUUGGGGAAUGUAGCUGGGGAUUCAUCAAAUUUUAGGGACUUUGUUCUUCAGAAUGGUGCACUUCUUCCUUUGCUAGCUCUGUUAAAUGAAAGGUCAAAAAUCUCAAUGCUUAGAAAUGCGACAUGGACCCUAUCCAACUUAUGUCGUGGCCAACCUCCUGCGCCUUUUGAGCAUACUAGAGCUGCACUUCCAGUAUUACAACGCCUUAUCAAUUCGACUGAUGAAGAAGUUCUGACAGAUGCUUGCUGGGCUCUCUCAUAUCUGUCUGAUGGAAAUAACGACAGAAUCCAGAGUGUGAUUGAGGCAGGAGUCUGCCCAAGGCUUGUUGAACUUCUACUUUAUCCAUCUACCACAGUUGUUGUACCUGCUCUUAGGACUGUGGGGAAUAUUGUCACCGGAGAUGAUUCUCAGACACAGUGCAUCAUAAAUGAAGGGGCACUCCCUUGCCUCUUUCAACUCCUCACGCAAAAUUACAAGAAGAGCAUCAAGAAGGAGGCAUGCUGGGCCAUGUCAAAUAUCACUGCUGGCACCAAACACCAAAUACAGGCUGUUAUUGAUGCAAAUAUUAUUAGUCCUUUGGUUCAACUGUUGCAGCAUGCUGAAUUUGAGAUAAAAAAAGAAGUUGCUUGGGCUAUAUCUAACGCUACAUCUGGGGGUACCAAUGAACAGAUCCACUAUUUGGCAAGCCAGGGGUGCAUAAAGCCAUUGUGUGAUCUCUUGAUCUGCCCUGACCCGAGAAUUGUAUUAGUUUGCCUGGAGGGCCUGGAGAAUUUAUUAAAUUUAGGCGAGAUUGAGAAAGAUGCAGGUAGGACUAAUGGGAUAAACAUCUAUGCUCGAAUCAUCGAUGAGUGCGAAGGUUUGGAUAAAAUCGAGAGCCUUCAGGGCCACGAUAACGCCGAGAUCUAUGAAAAGUCUGUGAGGAUCCUGGAGAAGUACUGGAUCGAAGAGGACGAGGAAGUGACCGCCGGCGAAGCCGGUUUUCAGUUUGGACAUGGAGCUCCACCCAAUCCACCCCCUGGAGGCUUCAAAUUUCCCAUCAGAUAAGCCUGAAACUCCCAUAUUUUCAGUUUCAGAGCUUGACUACUAUUAUGAUGUUUACCAGAUAGAAAAGCCAGUGUUUUUGGUCUGGCUUCUUAUGGUCUAUCUCUUAAGGCACUUCUGUUCUUUUCUGUCAGAGUUAAUUUGUUAUUAUACUUGGGCGUUUCUGUUUUGUUCUAUUGUGUCUAUGAACUUUUUCUCCACUUGCAAGCCAAGUUUUUUUAUUUGAUCAAACAAUGGAAAUAAUCUCUUUUGCUUCCUGUAAAUUUCUGAAGUGCAACAGUAUACCUGAUUAGUUUCAUAAUGGCCAUUGUGCCUGUGGUUCAGUCCC
This is a messenger RNA of Dendrobium catenatum, 2021 nucleotides long. RefSeq names its product importin subunit alpha. The record is from RefSeq and is a predicted model, not a curated record. Gene Ontology annotation, cellular component: cytoplasm; nucleus. The transcript is spliced from 10 exons. NCBI's taxonomy places the organism in Eukaryota, Viridiplantae, Streptophyta, Magnoliopsida, Asparagales, Orchidaceae. Gene Ontology annotation, molecular function: nuclear import signal receptor activity; protein binding. The coding region runs from base 101 to 1696 and encodes 531 amino acids. Gene Ontology annotation, biological process: NLS-bearing protein import into nucleus.